GGACGCUUGGUGCGGCAGUGUCGCUGCGUCCCGCGCUCCGACCGGUACGCCAUGCUGCGCUGACGCCGCGCCACCCACAUCUAUUGUAACCAAGUGUCAGAAAAUCCGUGACAGCUGUCAAGUGAUCCAUAAUGUGGCUCCUAUGGACUUGUCUCUUCGCCAGCUAUCUGCUGGCCACCAGCGCGCAGAAUGCAGACAGCACUGCUGAUUUUUCGCCUGUUGUUAACGCGACAUGUAAAUCGAAUGUGAUGUCGAUCAGGGUAACCUUUAAUCAACCAUUUAACGGCAUCAUACAUGCAAGGGAAUUCAGAACUCCAUCAUGCAUGAUGCAGGGUAACGGCACAGAAAAUCUUAAUUUUGAUAUCAACUUAAUGGCGACGCAAGGUUCUUCGGAUUAUUGCGGAGUUUUUUGGAACAAUCGUACGGACGAGCGAUCCCUGCCUCUGGCGGUUCGCGUGCACCGGACUCUAGAGCUGGCUGAUGACAAAUUCUUCGUUAUUACAUGCGGCAAAGCGGGAUUCAGAAAUUCAAGAAACGAAACGUCACUGGUGUCACUAAGAAUCUUGAAUCCACAAGGGGCUAAAGUAUUGAACGCUGCAUUCGGGCUUCCAUACACGCUGCGUGCUGAACUGAGCAAAUCAGAUGGAACUCAUGGAAUCAGGUUAAAGAAUUGUUUUGCAUUUAAUAUGCGUAACAUCACUGUAGAGCUGCUGGAUAGUAGAGGAUGCCCACUGAAACAUGAUACAAUUGUAACGAAGUCUGAAAACGACGUAGCAGAGCUCACUUUACCACAAAUGAUCCGGUUUCCUGAUUCGUCUCAAGUCAACUUUCAAUGUGACAUCGCCAUCUGUUCAGGAAAAUGUAACGCAAUAGACUGCACAACAGACGGCCGCCCAGACCCAGGAGAUGAAGAAGGCACUGUGACAGCGUCCACUGGUGUAUUUGUUCUAGAUCCUAAUGAUAAUGCUGUUGUCAUGUGCUCAGAGACAGGCGUACGUCCAUUGUGGCUGCUUUACUUGGCAAUCGCUCUUGGGGUCAUGUUCCUCGUGAUGCUACUUAUCAACUGCUUCCUCUGUACCGCCAUGACUUGUUCCUGCGCGAGAACUGACGUGAUCGAGAAGGACCCGUCGGUGGUGGAGGACUACGACCCGUACCGCAGCUGGCACGGCAGCCAGUACGGCGGCAGGUAUCCGUCAUCAACUAUACAUUCUGCGAGAUCCGUAUCGGACAACAGCGAUCACUACGCGAUAGUGCAAUCAAGGCCUGGCAGCCGUCACUCUGGCAUGCAUCGAAAUAGACAUUGAACAACAGGUAACGAUUAAGGUACUUUAAAAGUGGGACACUACAAUAUUGCCCUUAUCAAUUAUAACUACGAACGAAUAAAACUGUCAGUUGCGGAUUA
Messenger RNA from Achroia grisella, 1402 nucleotides. RefSeq lists its product as uncharacterized. The transcript has 11 exons. Bases 132 to 1304 code for a protein of 390 amino acids. The record is from RefSeq and is a predicted model, not a curated record. NCBI's taxonomy places the organism in Eukaryota, Metazoa, Arthropoda, Insecta, Lepidoptera, Pyralidae.